Cucumis sativus (cucumber) is the source of this 2293-nucleotide messenger RNA. RefSeq names its product preprotein translocase subunit SCY2, chloroplastic. The record is from RefSeq and is a predicted model, not a curated record. Gene Ontology annotation, biological process: chloroplast organization; SRP-dependent cotranslational protein targeting to membrane, translocation; thylakoid membrane organization. Gene Ontology annotation, cellular component: membrane; plastid envelope. NCBI's taxonomy places the organism in Eukaryota, Viridiplantae, Streptophyta, Magnoliopsida, Cucurbitales, Cucurbitaceae. The transcript has 13 exons. Gene Ontology annotation, molecular function: transmembrane protein transporter activity; signal sequence receptor activity. Bases 86 to 1822 code for a protein of 578 amino acids.
AGAAAAGAAAACACAUACAAAAUAGAAAAAGGGAAAUUAGCCAACGUAGCCUUGAGCUCAGUUGGCGCAAUUCCGAAGUCCCGCCAUGGAAGCAACGCCUUACUGCACUCGUCUUCUCCGUCCCCCGCUGCUCCAUUCUGUAGCUUCAAAGUUUCCAGUUGCUGCAGCUUAUGACGUCCAAUUCUGUCAUUUCAAGUUUGGUAGAUCUACCCCUGUGAUCAAUUUCAACACUUCAAAAUUCAAGGGAAGAAAUAAUGUGUUAUUGAAGAGGCCUUUGGUCUCUAAAGUGAACCAAAAGUCAUUUGAUUGUUUCUCAAAUCAGUGCCAAAACAGCCGUAUGAAUGUCAAGGCAACAUCUGAGCAAUGUCUAGACCUUGAAACUUUUUCACAGGAAUCAAAUGAUGGGGAUGCUUUUCUUACUUCUUCCAAUGGCACUAACUUUGAUAUAUGGAAACCUAAGUCCAGAGCAUUUAGAAAUAGAUUCUUGAACCUUGUACGUCUUCGUUCUGUUCUCAACAAUGCUGCUGAAUCAUUUUUUAAAAGUGAAAUACGGCGAAGGUUGUUUGUAACAGCAGUCCUAAUUGUUAUAAGUCGUGUUGGAUACUUCAUUCCUCUUCCUGGGUUUGAUAGGAGGUUGAUACCACAAGAUUACCUUAGCUUUGUUUCUGGAUCUGUUGAUGAACUCGGUGAUUUUACUACCGAGAUGAAAAUGUCUUUUUUCCAACUGGGCAUCAGUCCUCAGAUUAUAGCAUCAAUCAUCAUGCAGGUACUCUGUCACAUUUUACCCUCUUUAGUAAAGCUGAGAAAAGAAGGCUUGGAUGGUCAGGAGAAGAUCAAGAGUUAUAUAUGGUGGAUGUCACUUGGCUUUGCAAUAUUGGAGGCUUUAGUACUAUCUUGUUACUCACUACCAUACUCUGUCUAUGUAGCUAAUCACAGAGUUAAGCAUGUGAUGGUAACAUCUUUCUUAUUGGUUUGUGGUGCUAUGACAAUAACAUGGAUAUGUGACACAAUCUCAGAGUCUGGAUUUGGUCAAGGCUCUUCUCUAAUUAUUUGUGUUGGAAUACUGACGGGCUAUACAGAGACAUUGUACAAAAUGUUGUCUCAGCUGUCAGGAGGUGCUGUUGUUUGGUGGCCUUACGUGCUUGCCUUAUUGGGCAUCUUUACCGUAGUUACAAUGUGGGCCGUUGUUGUUACUGAAGGUUGCAGGAAAAUUAAACUGCAGUAUUAUGGUUUUAAACUUGCUUCAGCUGCAAGAGAAGACUCACCAAUCACUGAAGUAGAGCCUUAUAUACCUUUUAAUAUCAAUCCUGCUGGGAUGCAACCAAUUCUCACGACCACUUAUCUCUUGGCGUUUCCCAGUAUACUUGCCAGCCUCCUAAAUUCGACAUUCUGGGAGCAUGUAAAGGAGAUACUGAACCCUGAAAGUUCUAUUGGUGCAGAGCCUUGGGUUUAUUACUUAAUAUAUGCGGUUUUUGUAUUCUUGUUCAAUAUAUUUGACAUUGCUAACCUGCCAAAAGAGAUUUCAGACUAUUUAAAUAAGAUGGGAGCAAGGAUACCGAACAUUAAACCAGGGAAAGCUUCUAUAGAGUACCUAACGAAAAUUCAAGCAUCAACACGCUUUUGGGGAGGGCUACUGUUGAGUUUUUUGGCAACGACAUCAUCUGUUCUUGAUCAUUACUUACGCAGUGUUAAUGCCGGUUUUGCAAUUGGUUUUACAUCAGUUCUGAUUAUUGUUGGUUCCAUUAUUGAACUCAGAAGAUCUUACCAAGCAUAUAAUGUCAUGCCAAGUUUAAGCAAUGCUUUGAGGCGCUAUGGUGUAUAACAAGUUCAAAUGAUGCUCCUAGUGGUUCUGUAUUUGUGCCUCAAAAGUAUCCAAUAAUCUCUUUCAAGUAUAAUUGUCUGAUUCCUCCUGGCUCGUAGCUGGACUAGAACAGAGCCUUUCAUCCCUUCCUCAAUUCUUUUUUAGUGCUGAGGACUGCAGAGUUUCAGAAUAGUGGCCAUCCAUAACAAUGUAUACCCACACAAGUACCAAGAAAAUUUUGAUCCUCUGGUCUUUCAAACAUCUAGCGAACAAGGGACACAAGCAUUGGAAUGUCAAAGAUGCUAAUCAUGAGUGUAGCUGCAAGAUCUUAUUCUUGAGCCUAAUUUUGACCAUUUUCUCCCUAUUUUGUAUAUAUAAAUUAUGUAAUAUGAAUCUUAACAUAUUUAUUAGAUUAUAGGUACAUCGGUGCUGUAAUAAAGAACUCCGUUCAGUUCUUGGAUUUAUCAAGUACCAUUUUAGAUCUUAACUUCA